UAAGACUACAAGGCAGAUACAGUCUGUGGACAGCUUUAUGCUGGCAUGGCCGCUUUAGAGCACCUCGUUGUUUGGGUGUGGAAAAGCCCCAAGACGACCCAGUGAGAUAAGCUCCAAAUGCAAAAAUGUAUCAGUUUAAAGUGGCUGGAAAUUGUCUUUUCGUCUGUUUUAUCCCUCUCCUCUUGUUCUCCAUCAUCCCCCGCUUUUAGAUCUCAUUGCUCCUUCCUGACCUCCACUUCCCACACCACGAUGGCAACCGCUCACCCCCAACCCCGACCAAGAGGCAUCGACUACAGCCUGCCCACCUGCGGAGAGGUGCGCUGCAACGGCCGCGGCAUUUGCGUGCUCCCGCCGGGCGGCGGCUCAGGCUUUGCGUGCGAGUGCGACCUGGGCUACCUGGGCCAGUCCUGCGAGAAAACCUUCAACGGCUCAAUCAGCCUGCCGCUGACCUUGGGCGUGGUGGCCGUCCUCAUCGGUGUGGUGAUCCUGGCUUUCGUCUUCGCCAAGUUGCGUCAGAAGCAAAAACAGAGGAAAAGGGAUUCACUGCAAAAUCUGCCGAGACAAGUUCUGUGUGACGCAGGUCCAUCACAUUAACACCAGCGGUCAGUACUAGUGAAUCUACUUCAGAACUUCUUUUUCUGCAACCUCACUGGUCAUUUUAUUCGAAUGUUUACAAAGAUGGCGCAGCAUGGACUUUUCCUCCUUUCAAGGCUGAGCCCUCAAUCCAAAAACUGACUUCGAGAGUUGCCCGUCCGAUUUCUGACAUUUGUGACGAGGUGACACCGCCGAUCACUUUGUCCUUCCAGAACUAACUGAAGGUGAAACAUUCUGUACCUAUUUUGUCUUGUCUGUUAAUUUAAAGCCGCAGGCGCUCAAAAGUGGGUCAAACAAUAUUGAUUUAACCCUAACCCUAUCAAUCUGUUGAUGGCAAUUGAGAUGUCUUGAGUUUCAAUUUUGAAAAUGCAAGAGAAGAAACAUUGAGGAAAAUACCAUGAGUGAGUCUUUAUUGCUCUUAUUUGUGUUGUACUUGAUGACCGACACAGUACACAACACGCAACCAUAUCUCUGUCAAUCGAAAAUAGUCCCGUUUUUGUUGCCAAGACAAUUUCUUACUCAAAGUACAAUAUUCUCAAUGUUUACAGUUGUACUUAAAGUAUUAGCUAAAAAAAAUUAAUCUGUAUAAAUAAGACCAGACAGCUAACAGCAAAAUAAUUCCUAGUUCUUGACUGAGCUGACAUCCUGGGGGUUGAGUAACUUCCCGCAGGCCGACUCGUUUGCUGGCCCACCCCCGCUAUAAACACCACUUCUCCACAUUUUGGCUUUUUUUUUUGUUGUUUUUUGCCCCACCCCCCUAAGGUGAAUCAGAGCGCAAGGUAUCAGUUGUUAAAAAAAAAAAAAAAAAAAACUGGUGUCAGGUACCCAACACAAACAAUCACAGCUCUCCUCCCCCGAAAACCGGAUGUCUGUCCUCGUACCUCACCUGACCUGUGAAAGGCAGCACGUCAUUUUCACUGCGGUGACAAACAAGGGUGUUACAUUAGAAUAACACAAUUUGUUUAUCUUAAUUGUUUGGCAGCAGUACGAGCAUCAUAGUUUGCUAUCGUGGUUUCGAAUCACGAUCACUGAGUCCGCGGCUCUGCUGAACGCCAUUUUUAUCAGAAGGAUUUUGCGAUUGUAGCUACGGCUGGGUUGCACGUGACGUCACGCUUGUUCAUCCGGGUACUUGACCGCCUUUGUCGCAGACAAGCAGCCAGCUGUCCGUCGUCAUCGUGCCAGAUUUUUGUUGCGUCUACGGAUGUGGAAAAUCGCGGAAAGGGAGACAUUGGGAAGUGAUUUUUCUGUGUUCCAAAGAUUAGAUUGCAUGGAGAAGAUACAAUGGAGUUAUCGAAAAAAAAAACGGCAACAAAAGUGUCUUGCAAAUAUACGACGUGCAGAUCUGAACGAAGCUCGAGUACACGAGGCAAAUUAUUUGAAAGUCUGUUCUGAUCAUUUUGUAAGCGCGUUUAUUUCUAGUGUCCGGAUAUUCUACUUCAGGGAAGUCUUUCAAAUCCUUUGGAAGUACGUCGUUGUGGAGAGUAUACGGAUCGAUAUCUACACAGUUUGAUCUUCUGUGUAUAUAUCUAGCUUCAGCGACAUCGAGUGAAUUAAACAGGUAGAAAACAUCUGCCGCUUGCCGCUUACAGGACAAAUACGAUAAUCGAGCCUUUGCUAAUUUUGAUCGUCAGGGAUGGAAAACUUGUCAAAUUAAACUGGCUCCCUCAGUAUAUUUGUAGCCCGCUUUAUGAAUACAGUUUGAAUCCCAAAAUAGUGUGCGUGUUUUGUCAAAGUGUGCUGUUAUGUCGCCUUUUGUCCCGUUGUCAACCAACAAGUUGUGCAACCCAAUCACUCAGCAAAGGAAGUACUUUUGUUCCCACCCACUAAUUUCCUUUUCUGCCUCUCACUGGUCAAAAGAUGUUCCCUUACAGUUCCACUCCUUGCUUAAAAAAAAAAAAAACCCAAUACUUAUGAACUAUGAGCACUGUGAUAGUCUCUUAAGGCUUUGGUUGAUUACCGCUCCAUUUUAUUUCAUAUACGCACUUUUGUUUUUCUUGCCAGGCAGGCUAAAGUCAUGAAGGACCUUUCAUUUUGCUGUCUUAUUUACUCAAGUAAUCCGAUUACCUAAAAAGCCUCCAGACGUUGAGAAAAAAUAUGUAAUAGUCUCUUGCCAAACUGUUGCUUCAAGCUAAAAAAACGUAGUUGUCAGGCAAACUGUCAUUUCAUGCAGUGUGCUCGUAUGCAAUUUGAACGCUCUAUCACCUGACCCGAGUGUGUCUUUUUAUUGUAUUUUGUACUUAAAUGCUUUUUUUUCCUCUCCAAAUAAACCUUAUCUUCAUGUUGAGUGAAAUGAUGCAAAAUAUUUCAGAUUACGCACCAGAGUUAAUUCCGUUCUUGUAAAAAAAAAA
Syngnathoides biaculeatus (alligator pipefish) is the source of this 2942-nucleotide messenger RNA. RefSeq names its product meprin A subunit beta-like. The transcript has 3 exons. Lineage: Eukaryota; Metazoa; Chordata; Actinopteri; Syngnathiformes; Syngnathidae. The record is from RefSeq and is a predicted model, not a curated record. The coding region runs from base 118 to 594 and encodes 158 amino acids.